This is a messenger RNA of Chironomus riparius, 2579 nucleotides long. NCBI's taxonomy places the organism in Eukaryota, Metazoa, Arthropoda, Insecta, Diptera, Chironomidae. The record is from the annotation of a GenBank genome assembly.
AUUUAAUUGUAGCAAUUCGAAACGUGAAAAGAAAAAGUCAUUAAUUAUUUUAAAAAAUUAAUUCUAGCUAGUAAAUGAAGCUGAAACACAUAUCAAAACAUAUCAUUGUGCACGGAAUAUUGUGAAUUCACUUAUGAUAAUCGCAACGAAAAUUAGUGAAUAGAUAAAAGUAGUAAGCAGGUUUAGCGGAUGGAACAGAUCCAUAUUAUAUCAAGAUGACAUAUCACAGUGCAUUUUUACAACUCCUUGACACAUUUUUUGCAUCAUUCGUAAUUGGACCACUUGUUGUGACAUACUGGAGAGGGACAUGGAAUUUAUCAGAUAAAUUUUUACUUCCACAUGACAAACUGCACAGCUCAUUUGCGAGUUUAGUAAUAGGAAUAAUAGGACAUCUUAUUUUUACAACAUUUCAAGGAUUCUUUCGGAAUCUUUUUAAUCCAAAUGAGCAUAGGCUGACAUUUUAUUUGGGCUCAAGACUUUAUACAAGUAUUUUUGGUGUCAUAUGUGUUAACACAUGGAGGGGUGGUUGGCAAUUGAUUGAUAAGUAUACGGCACGAGAUAUGUGGACGGUAUUGUCGAUAACAGUUUUUGCAAUUAUUGCACUCAUGGCAAUUAAGGCAUUUAGAAAUGUUACUUCACCACCAUUUGUUAUUGUAACUGAUCACUCGAAAGAAUAUUUUGAUAUUCCUACAAUGUACAAAAAGUCGGGAACAAGAGAGCCCGGCUUAUACAUUUUUGAUUGCUUAUUUUCUGUUCUUGUCAUCGGAUCACUUGUCGUCUUUGUAUGGCGAGGAUUAUGGGUGCUCUUAGAUUUAAAGCUUUUUCCGGAGGAUCCAACCUUAUCAGCGUGGGCAUCACUUAUUAUUGGAUAUGCCAUCGUUGGAAUAACAUUUUCAAUUCAACCGAUAAUGAAAUGGGCUUGCGAGAAACUUGAAGGCUUCUGGAGAAUUAUUAUCGCUGAUAUAUUCCUUUUCGUGAGUUUCAUCGGGACCGUGAAUGUUUGGAGAGGAAUUUGGGCUUUAUUGGAUAUUUAUUUCCUUCCUGACAACAAACUUCUAAGUGACUGGCUAACACAUGGUGUAUCAUUAGUACUUCUCAUCCUCCUCAACUGUUCAAACUCAGUUCUCGUUCGUGGAGUAUACAUUGAUGCCGAGGAACCAGCUGGGCAAUGCGUUAUAUUCCCAGUUUAUUAUAUUCGAUUAUUCUUCCAAAAGGAAAGAACGAAAAAGCAAAAGCGCCUUAACGAGACAACUGACAAAAUUGAUCACAACAAUACAGUGCUCUUAAUAGAAAAGCCUCAAAUGAAUCAUUCCUUAUGUGACGGUGAUAUGAAAGUAAAGUACAACAUCCCAGAUGAUGUAAAGUUAACAAAUAACGAAUUUAGUAGUGAAAGUGAUACGAUAAAUGAAAGAAGUAAUGAUGAGCAUAGAAUCUUAUGCGAUGAUGAAUGAUCAAUUAAAGUUUUUAUUCAAAUGUCUGAAUGUAUUUUUGUUUAUUUUUCAAUGAACGGAUGGAAGAAACUUUUUAGAAUAAUUUAAUGAUUGUACGAAUUACCGUAAGUCUCUACUUUAAUAAAAUUAUCUUCUUAAUUCUUAAUUGCUUCCUCUGAAUACUUAGGGAAAUUUUUUUCAUUUCGUAUUCUACGUUUUAUGCGCUAUGCUUUUAUAUAAUCGUAAUUUUAUUAAUUAAUUGUAUCAAGAAAAUUACUUUUAAGGGCUGUUGAGUUUGAAAUUGCGGAAGGAAUUAUGCGAAGCUUCUGAUAUAAAAUUUGAAGUUUUUAAAUCUUUUAAUAAUUUACAUGAGGAGCUUAAAGAGUGCUUGAAUGUAGAAAAUAGAGCAAGUUUAUUAGAUGUUGCUUUUGAAAACAUCAAGUUAGUCAUUUUAGAUGUACAUCUAGAAUUUCUAAAGCAUCCUCAAGGCGAUUAACUGAAAACAAAAAAUAUGCUUGACUUCUUCAAUUAUUCAUCAAAAUUUUCCUUUGUUUUCAACGUCCAAACUCAAAUUAAAUGUUCAUUAAAGCUAGCAUGAAAUGAAUUUUUGAGUUUGUACAUGAAGCUGAAGGUCUUGUCAAAUUAAUUCAAUUCAAAAUCACAUAAUUCCUUCUAAACAUUUUAAACCUCAAAAGCUACCGCUUAGAGAUUUUGAACAAUAUAAAAAUGCCUGAUAACUGUUCAACGCAAAACCAUAUAAAAGUUAAUAAAUAUUAAAAAGUGUUUAAAAAAUUAAGAAUAUUAUUUUCAUCCAAAACUUGUAGCUUCCCAUUUCCUACUAGCUUCUCAUUUAUGAUGCUAUAAAAAGCACUAUUUUAUGUACUCUGUUCAUAGUAAACGUUUAUUAUAAUUCGCAUUGUAAAUUUGAUUUUAUCAUCGUCAUACAUGCCAUUUUUGUAAAUAAUUAUUAUGAUUAAAAUAAUGAAAAUAAUAAAAACUAAAUAUUUUUAAGAUAAGUCGGGAGUUUGAUGUUUUAUGUGUUAUUAUUGUCUUACGAUCAUUGUGAGUGAAGCUAUGAAAAUUGUAAUAGCUUAUCGAGGGGUUGGAUUUAAAGUCAAUGAAAUUUCAAAUUCUAGAAAACCGUUAUAA